GAUCAUUAAAUGCACUCUUGAUGGUGCGAAGCACGUCUCUUAAAGAAUAUGAACAUGUAAUAAUAAUGGCAUUGUAGUCGGAUUUGGAACUUGGAAAAAAGCACUGAGGACGGCUCGUCCUCUUCCUCGGUUCUGUUUCUUAUCUUCAAGGCUUUUCCUGCUAAGAGGCUUUCUGAACCCAGGGAACCCAGGAUUCAUUGUAUUGAGUCAGAAAGAACAGUUUGAUUUAUGGAUGAAAAUGAGAGAAAACAUUGGGGUUUAGUUAUCUGGGAAGAAGAUUUUUCUGCGUCAUUUUUUGAGUUAUUUUUCUCUCGCUUUCCAGUGGUCUGGUGAAGGGAACUAAGGGAAGGCUUUUGGCUUUGGUUGUAGGGUUAGGGCAAAACAAAGAUAAGGUACAGCGGCUAUGGAGACUCUGUCUCCAUCUUCUUCUUCUGUUUCAGCUCGCCGUGAGGCGUCUACCUUUGAUGAAUUCUCUAUGCAGCAAAGCUUGCUCUUCACGGAUAGCCUCAAGGAUUUGAAGAACUUGCGGUCACAACUGUACUCUGCAGCAGAAUAUUUUGAAUUUUCUUACAGUAACGAUGAGCAAAAACAGAUAGUAAUGAAUACAUUGAAAGACUAUGCUGUUAAAGCUCUUGUUAAUACUGUGGAUCACUUGGGCUCAGUCUCUUAUAAGGUCAAUGGCCUCUUCGAUGAAAAGGUCGAUGAGGUUUCCGGAGCUGAACUUCGCUUAUCUUGCAUCGAACAGAGAAUUCGAACAUGCCAAGAGCACAUUGAUCUUGAAGGGCGAGCUCAACAGUCUCUAGUAAUUGCUGCUCCACGAUUCCAUAAACGGUAUAUAAUACCAGAAGGUGAACCACUGCCUGAAUCAGGCUGGAAAGCUACAGCUGUGAAUCAAGAGCGCAAGGGGGAUCUGGAAUCUCAAGAGUUCUGCGCUGGCAUUUACUCCACUUUGAGAGACAGACCUCCUUCAUUCAGAAAUUUACGUUUCUCAUCGCCUUCUCCCACCACACGUGCGCGCUCUGAAUCACCUCGGAAAGGGCGAUCACCCUCACCUUCUCCGCGACCUGGAAAAUUCUCAACCGAUAAAAGAGCAGUCUCACCCUUGCCAGCUACAAAUCCAUUUAGGCGCUCUGGUUCAAUUUCAGUUAGGCCAACUAUUCUAAACUCAUCGAGUAGUGUGCGACGGCUUCCUGUCGAGGCUCACAAGUCAUUCUCAAUGAAAUUGCAUGCUGAGAGAAAUGAAAAUAAGGAGAGUGAGCGACUUCCAAGCAAAAGCAAAAGCUUCCUAAAAACCCUUCUUACUAAGCGCAGAUCAAAGAAAGACGAGAUGCUGUACAGCUUUAUAGAUGAAUAUUGAUGCAGUUUACAUCUAAUAUUGCAUUUAUAUUUGCCUUGCUUUGCUUUCACUUAUUCAAUUUAUCUCUACAGAAAAGGUGGCAUAUAAAGGUUAUAUUACA
Messenger RNA from Phalaenopsis equestris, 1457 nucleotides. RefSeq names its product protein ABIL3-like. Bases 404 to 1357 code for a protein of 317 amino acids. The transcript has 10 exons. NCBI's taxonomy places the organism in Eukaryota, Viridiplantae, Streptophyta, Magnoliopsida, Asparagales, Orchidaceae. The record is from RefSeq and is a predicted model, not a curated record.